Messenger RNA from Vombatus ursinus (common wombat), 1596 nucleotides. RefSeq names its product HLA class II histocompatibility antigen, DRB1-8 beta chain-like. Lineage: Eukaryota; Metazoa; Chordata; Mammalia; Diprotodontia; Vombatidae. Gene Ontology annotation, biological process: immune response; immunoglobulin production involved in immunoglobulin-mediated immune response; peptide antigen assembly with MHC class II protein complex. The record is from RefSeq and is a predicted model, not a curated record. Gene Ontology annotation, cellular component: MHC class II protein complex; membrane. The coding region runs from base 104 to 904 and encodes 266 amino acids. Gene Ontology annotation, molecular function: MHC class II protein complex binding. The transcript has 6 exons.
UGUAAAUUCUUACUCUGGGAGACUUCGGGGUAGUUCCCAUGAAGUGAGGGCCAUCCUGACUGUUAUAUCUCUCUGGGUCCCUUAGCUUCAUCUUGUCUCCAGGAUGGUGUGUGUGCUGCUCCCCAGGGGCAUCUGGACAGAGGUUCUGGCUGUGACCCUGCUGGUGCUGAAUUCCCAGGUGGCUGCAGGCAGACAUGCCCCAAAGCACUUCACGGAGUAUUCAACUUCCGAGUGUUACUUCGAGAACGGGACGGAGCACGUGCGGUUUAUGGACAGAUACUUCUACAACCGGGAGGAGUACGUGCGCUUCGACAGCGACGUGGGGGAGUAUCGGGCGGUGACGGAGCUGGGGCGGCCCAGUGCUGCGUAUUGGAACAGCCAGAAGGAGAUCCUGGAGGACGCACGGGCCGCGGUGGACACUUACUGCAGGCACAACUACGGGGUGUCUGAGCCCUUCUUAGUGCGCAGGAGCGUUGAGCCCGAGGUGAUUGUGUAUCCAUCCAAGAUGGCUCCCCUGGGACACCACAACCUGCUUGUCUGCUCUGUCAGUGGUUUCUAUCCUGGGGACAUUGAGGUCAGGUGGUUCCUGAAUGGGCAGGAGGAGACGGCUGGGGUUGUGUCCACAGGCCUGAUCAGCAACGGAGACUGGACCUACCAGAUCCUGGUGAUGCUGGAAAUGACCCCCAAGCGUGGAGACGUCUACACCUGCCAAGUGGAGCACUCCAGCCUUCAGAAACCUGUCGUCUUAGACUGGAAAGCACAGUCUGAAUCUGCCAGGAGUAAGAUGCUGAGUGGAGUCGGGGGCCUUGUGCUGGGGCUGAUCUUCUUUGGGAUUGGCCUCAUUGUCUACAAGAGGAGUCAGAAAGGAAAUCGUGGUUCACAACCAACAGGCCUCCUGAGCUGAUCCUGGAGCCUGUGUCUCUUGGAAAUGUUGCGUCCCCUCAGCCUCCCUCUCAUGUUUGGAGGCCCCCUGCUUCUGGCCAGAUCUCCAGGAGUUUACUCCUACUGACCCUUCCCCAGACUGACUCCUUCCCUGUUCCUUUGACUGUCUGCACCCUUUGGCAUUUCCCCACGGAGCUUCAAAGACCCCCUCCACCCUUCAUCAUUUCUGUACCUUUUUUUAAUCUGUUUUUGUCCCUUGAGCCUUCACCCCAAGAAUUAGAAGACAGAAUCAGCUGGUGCUUGUUGACAUGGAGACAAAGUGAGGGGAAUAGAGGGAGGAAACUUCAACACCUGGGAUUUGUAGAAUCUGUCAAAGUGUACAGUGCCUCCAGAGGUGCAGGUUGUAUUCCAUCCACACCUUUUCAUCCUGGGUGCCUCUUGUCCAUUUCCUUCCAUAAUUCCUGCAGAGGUUGAGUAACCUGCAUGCUGUUGGCCUGCCUCUACAUUUCCUGAUAUUACAUAGAUACCACUGGCCCUCCCAGGCUGUCUGACCACAAAUCCUUAGCUUUCCCUCUGUGAUGGGCCCACCUCCUUCUGGUGACUUUCCUUCUAUCACUUCUGCUCAGUUCUUCUUUGAUGAUGUACUGUAGCCUAUGCUUGCCUAUCAUGUGCCCCUCCAUUGCACUUUUAAAAAAUUAAAGUUUUAGUAAUAUA